Messenger RNA from Myotis davidii, 1616 nucleotides. RefSeq names its product chemokine (C-C motif) ligand 22 (gene CCL22). Gene Ontology annotation, molecular function: CCR chemokine receptor binding; chemokine activity. Bases 169 to 447 code for a protein of 92 amino acids. The transcript has 3 exons. Gene Ontology annotation, biological process: cellular response to interleukin-1; cellular response to tumor necrosis factor; neutrophil chemotaxis. The record is from RefSeq and is a predicted model, not a curated record. Lineage: Eukaryota; Metazoa; Chordata; Mammalia; Chiroptera; Vespertilionidae. Gene Ontology annotation, cellular component: extracellular region.
AUUUCCUCCGAUCUGGAGGAAGCGGGAGUUCUUCUUUCAGAACACCAAGGUCAUCUUUGCUCACCGGUGACUAAGAGUUGCUGAGGCUGUGGGUGUAGCCAACGCUUAAAUAGCAGACCUGUUGUCUUCCGGCGAGAGAGACACCUGGCUGGGACACAAGACAGGAGCAUGGCCGGCCUGCAGACCCCGCUUCUGGCUGCCCUCCUGCUCCUUGCUCUGGCUCCUCAAGCAACCGAAGCAGGCCCUUACGGAGCCAACGUGGAGGACAGCGUCUGCUGCCGGGACUACGCCCGCCGCCCGCUGCCCCCGCGCCUGGUGAAGUAUUACUACUGGACCUCAGACUCGUGCCGGAGGCCUGGCGUCGUCUUGCGAACCAUCAAGGACCGGGAGAUCUGUGCUGACCCCAGGGUACACUGGGUGAAGAAGAUUCUCCAGAACCUGGACUAAUGAGGAAGGGUCCUGCCCCGGUGACCGUGGCCUUGGCUCCUCCAGGAAGGCUCACGGAGCCCUACCUUCCGGCCAUGACAGCUGCGCCCCAGCCAGUGACUCUGUCUGUAACCCCCGAUCUCCAUCUCUACUCUCAUCCCCCCUCUUACCCCUCCAACCCAGCCUCUGCCCCACUGUAGCCAGUGGGCCCACAAUUCUGGCCAGUCACUCCCCUGCUCAAAUCCCUCCCAUGGCUCCCCAUUGCCCUAGGCUGAGGUCAGAGCGCCCGAGCUUGGCACCAGGCCCUCUGGAUCCUGGCCGCAACUCCGUCUCCAGCCCCAUCUCACAUCCCUUCAUGCACGUUGGAUUCCAAACCAGCGCCAAUUACAUUCCUACUUCCCGGCCGUGGCCUGUGCUCCCUAACACCCAGGAUGUCUCCCCAUCCCUGCACAGCCCCACCAGCCCUCCAAGGCGUAGCUCAGACUAAGCAGCCAGUAAUUGAGUUUCAAUUAUUUUAUUUUUUUCUCUUUGAUGCUAGGUUGGCAGAGUCCGUGUCUGUCACUUUCUACCAAAGAGUCCUAAGUGACUCACUAUUUCUGAGUAAUUGAUUUCAUUUUUUAGACGUCCACUGGCCCUCUGCCCUUCUUAACAGCCCUGGUUACAGUCUGCCCAGAAUCCUUGCUCGGCUGGACCAAGGUCCACGCCCGAGUUACUUUGUCUCCUGGCCUCCAGGACCGAGCACAGGGCCUGGCUCCGAAUCAGGACCCAGCAGACUGAAUCCAUAAAAGUAAGGCCCCUCUCCCGCCCCCAAAGGCCCUCACACGUCAAUGCCGUCAAUGCCAAGGCCACAGCUCAUCCGGGGAGCUGGGUCCCUUGUGAAGCCUUUAAUUUGCCCAGGUUCGCCUUUCUUUCCCCAUUUUACCUCUGUGCUGGGCUCUUUGCCCUUCCUGCUUCCCUCGGGUUUUUACUGUUCCUCCAACCUCCAAAACCCAGGCCUGACCUUUUCAGAGACCCUGACUUUCCCUUCCUGUUUCCCCAAAUAGCUGAUGAUGGAAUUCACGCUAUGGUGUGAAUGACUACCCUUCGUUUGGUAUUUAACUCGAGUUAAAUUUGUAUAUGAGAAGAAGGCAGCCCGGCCAGUGUAGGUCAGUGGUCGAACAUUGACCUAUGAAUCAGGAGGUCACCGUUCA